Messenger RNA from Lampris incognitus (smalleye Pacific opah), 2196 nucleotides. RefSeq names its product cytochrome P450 3A30-like. Lineage: Eukaryota; Metazoa; Chordata; Actinopteri; Lampriformes; Lampridae. Gene Ontology annotation, molecular function: oxidoreductase activity, acting on paired donors, with incorporation or reduction of molecular oxygen; steroid hydroxylase activity; heme binding. The transcript has 13 exons. The record is from RefSeq and is a predicted model, not a curated record. The coding region runs from base 10 to 1581 and encodes 523 amino acids.
UCCCUAUUGAUGGUCACUUGGGACUUUCGGCACUUCCUCGUCAUACGCAGGUUGUUUUCAAGACUGACAUGGUGGAGGAAUAGGUCGAAAAUGUCCUUGCCCCUGUUUUCCGCGACCACUUGGACUCUUCUUAUUCUCCUAUUUACUCUGCUGAUCAUAUAUGGCGUCUGGCCGUACGGCUUUUUCAAAAAACUGGGAAUUCCCGGACCAAGACCCUUGCCGUUUGUGGGAACAAUUCCGUUUGCUUUGAAAAAACCUAGUCAUUUUGACAUUGACUGCCAAAGGAAGUAUGGGAAUGUCUGGGGGUUAUUUGAAGGACGUAAGCCAUUGUUAAUGGUUACAGAUCCGGAGAUGAUUAAAGCUAUCUUGGUGAAGGAAUGCUACUCUACGUUCACAAACCGCAGGGAAUUCGCCUCAGAGAUUGCAGGACCUUUUGUAGAUGGAAUAACGGUAGUCAAAGAUGAAAAGUGGAAAAGGAUUCGCAACACUGUAUCCCCAUCGUUUACCAGCGGACGGCUGAGACAGAUCUUUCCACUUGUAGAGCGGUAUGCAGAUCGACUCAUUGGGACCCUGAAAAAGAGAAAUUUGGAGGACUCCAUCAGUGUUAAAGAGUUUAUGGCAUCCUACAGUUUAGAUGUUGUGACCAGCGCGUCAUUCAGUGUCGACACAGACUCCACAAACAAUCCAGAGGAUCACUUUGUUCUUCAAGUCAAGAAGAUUCUCAAAAUGAGAUUUUGGCUCUUGUUUGUUACACUGAUUUUUCCCUUCAGUGUCCUUCUGUUUAAGCUACUGGAUAUUGGACUAAUGCCCAAAGACAGUGUGGAGUACUUCUAUAAUGUUAUAAAGAGAAUUAAAAACCAGCAUGUUGCAGAAGAAUCCAAACGAACAGACUUCUUGCAACUGAUGAUUCAGAAUGAGAUACCAGCGACACAGAUACAAAAUGAUGAACAGCCAAGUAAAGGUUUGACCGAAAAUGAGAUUCUCUCCCAGGCCUUCAUUUUCAUCUUGGGUGGCUAUGACACUACUAGCACCACUCUGAGCUACAUACUUUACCAUCUUGCAAUCAACCCUGAUGCAAUGCACACCUUGCAGGAAGAGAUAGAUUCCAACCUAACAAAAGAUGAUUCCAUUUCAUAUGAUAGCCUGAUGAGUCUACAGUACCUGGACCAGGUCAUUUGUGAGUCGAUGCGUUUGACCCCCACUGCACCUCGUCUUGAGAGACUAUGCAAAGCAACUAUUCAGCUCAACGGAGUCACUAUCCCUCAAGGGACCUUGGUGGGAAUCCCAGCCUAUUUGCUCCAUGUCAGCCCACAAUACUGGAGUACACCCGGGCUCUUCAAACCAGAAAGAUUCAGCAAAGACAAUGGAGAGGAGGUGAACCCGUAUGCGUACAUGCCCUUUGGGCUUGGUCCUCGUAAUUGUGUUGGGAUGCGCUUCGCUCUCUUGGUCAUGAAGGUGGUUCUUCUGCGGCUUCUGCAAAACUACAAUGUAAAGUCCUGCAGAGAAACUGUGAUUCCUUUGGAAUUCAACAUGAUUUUCCAGCCGAAGACACCGAUCAAACUGAAGUUUUCCCCAAGAUAACCAGAGGGUCCACAAAUAUUACUUCUAAAAUCCUGCUGAACAUGUUUUAAGACCCUAUUAUUCUAUUAGUAUGACACUCGCUAUAGAUGAUAUUUAGAGCUCAUUAAAAACUACAUUUUCAAUAACAUUUCAGUAUAGAGGAACUGGUGUUUCAUAUCAAUAUGCAGAAUUACAAUGUUGAUAAUUUCUUUGUUAUGAGUCAAGCCGCUCAAACACGGCACAAUUUGUUACAGUGGAAACCACUGAAAGCAAUCACAUCUAUUCGAGUUAAAUUGAUCGCUAUAAGCAGAUGAUUAUUAUAACAUUUUUUUUUCUUUAUUUCUCAUGAGAUUGUUGUAUCUAACUGAAAUUUGUAUACUUUCUCCUACUCCUUUUCCAACAUGUAACACAUAAUCUGAUGUGUAUGGAGAUUUGUUCGCUGAGCUUCAUGUGUGGAUUUGUUGAUCACUUCAGAUAAUUGGAAAUGGUUUAUCUGUAUGUUAUAUCCUGCUAGUUUACAUGUUCAAAAUAAAUCAUUCAUUAAUUACAUUCAGGGACGACUGGUACAAAUGGGCUAACAGGGCUGAGUCCUCCCUAUCUUUUACAAUAAAGAUGAGAAAAUUAUUGUUAAAAAAA